AUGGGCAAUAAAAGGGAAGCUACCAGUGUUGUUACAUCCACUUUAACGGGUUUAAUUGAUGACAAUUUUAAUGAGAAUGAAGAAAACGUGUCUGGUAGUGAUGUAUCUAGUAGUGAAGUGUCUGGUAGUGAUAGUGAUACAUCUAAAAGAGUUUCUUUAGAUGGUUUAAACAUGGAUGGUAUAGAAGUAGAUGAACUGUGUGAUAGUGAUGAUUCUGGGAGGUUAGAUAGUGCACAUAGAUCUGACUCAGAUGGCCAAAAUUGGCCUGAUUUCAACUUAGAGAAUGACAUGAGUAAUCCUAGACUUAAGGUAUGCAAAGAUAGCUAUAAGGCUGGUUGUAGGAGGAUAGUAGGUUUAGAUGGAUGUUUCUUGAAGGGUUACUAUGGUGGCUACUUGCUUGCAGCUGUUGGGAUAGAUGCAAAUAAUGGCAUCUAUCCACUUGUAUAUGCUGCUGUCGAAAGUGAAAACCAAGCAUCAUGGCUUUGGUUCUUGGAGUUGCUUGCAAUGGACUUAGAAAUUGUGAGCUCGUACCACAUAUUUUUCAUGUCUGACAAACAAAAGGGACUUUUGGAAGCAAUAUGUAUGUUGUUUCUUAAUGCAGAAACAAGACACUGUGUUAGACACCUACAUUCUAAUUUCAAGAAUGCUGGUUUCCGAACAAAGGAGUUGAAAGAUUUGCUUUGGAAAGUUGCCAGAGCAAGCACUACAAGAGAGUUCGAUGAUGCCAUGGAUGAACUGAGAAAAACCAAUCACCAUGCAUAUGACUGGUUGAAGAAGAAAAACCCUACUCACUGGUCAAGGUCCCACUUCUCAAUUAGGAGCCAUUUUGACAUGUUGGUGAAUAAUCUAUCUGAAUCAUUUAACAAGAUGAUAUUGGAAGCAAGAGGUAAACCUAUUCUAACCAUGAUGGAAACAGUAAGGACCAAGAUUAUGUUACUUAUUGUCAAGAAGAAAGAAGAAGCUGACAAAUGGAAAGGAACUUUGUGUCCAAAGAUUAAGAAAAAGCUGGAUGUAAAUAUAAAAGAUUCAUUAAGGUGUGUUCCAUCACAUGCUGGUGGGGACAAGUAUCAGGUUGAAUGUGGUCCAGGCAAAAAGCAUGUGGUGGACUUAGUUCAGAAUUCCUGCUCCUGUAGGAAUUGGGAUCUCACUGGCAUCCCUUGCAUGCAUGCAUUAGCUGUCAUUCAUGUAAAAAAUAAGUUCCCAGAGACCUAUGUACAAACCUGGCACACCAAGCAAACCCAGAUUCAAAUUUACUCCAACUUUGUAAGUCCAGUAAGGAGUCCUAAACAAUGGGUCUCUUUGUCAAACAUGCAACCAAUACUACCUCCUCCACUAAGAAAGCCACCUGGAAGACCUACUAAAGUGAGAAGGAAAGAACCUGAUGAACAAUAA
This is a messenger RNA of Gossypium arboreum, 1392 nucleotides long. RefSeq lists its product as uncharacterized. The transcript is spliced from 6 exons. Lineage: Eukaryota; Viridiplantae; Streptophyta; Magnoliopsida; Malvales; Malvaceae. The record is from RefSeq and is a predicted model, not a curated record. Gene Ontology annotation, molecular function: zinc ion binding. The coding region runs from base 1 to 1392 and encodes 463 amino acids.